GGCCCGGUCGCUGAGAGGGGCUACGCUGCUUGGCCGGAGCGCGGCAUGGAGCCGCAGGUGAACCUCUGUGUCACCUGCCGAGGGGACACCCAGACCUUCCUGGUGGCCGACUCGGCGCACACCACCUGGGCCGAUGUGGAGGCCAUGGUUAAAGUUUCAUUUGACCUGGACAACAUUCAGAUCAAAUACAUCGAUGAGGAUAACGAUGAGGUCUCUGUGAACAGCAAAGAGGAAUACGAAGAAGCUCUGAAGAUCGCAGUUAAACAAGGAAAUCAACUUCAGAUGACUGUGUAUGAGAGAAAAUCUUCUCCGAAAGAAGCCUCAUAUUCUUGUUCUUCACAACUGUGUGAAAAACCUGUGGUAGAAAAGUUGGCAUCAAAAGAUGAGAAGAAACCUCUUUUGUGCUAUUCCAUGCAAGCUCAGGGGUUGGAAGAAGACAUAAAACGUGAGAAGGAGUUGACAAUUCAGGAAAAGCUAAAUCAAGCUACGACAGAAAGAACAGAUGAAAAUCCUCCAGAAUGGUUUACUAGCUACUUGGAAACAUUCAGGGAACAAGUAGUUAAGGAAACUGUUGAGAAACUGGAACAGAAGCUGUAUGAGAAGCUUGUUCAUCACAAUCAGCAACCGGAUUUUUCUGAGAACUCGGUUACAGCAGCAUCUCCAGCUACAGAGAGCCCACCAGGGAAUGGCAGCCAGUGUGACUGGCUGAUCUCCUGCUGCAACUGCCAGGCUCGAAUUGUUGGAGUUCGCUACCAGUGCAGCCUUUGUCCAGCCUACAACAUCUGUGAACAGUGUGAAGCAGGAACGUAUGCCCAUGAUCCUAAUCAUGUCUUGUUAAAGCUGCGGAGGCCUGUACUAUGCGUUGCUGAGAACUACAGCCUUGCGGAGUUUUCAUCUCGCCUGCCUGCUACUCUGGAGCAAGUUAGGCUCCAGAAACAAAUGGACAAACGAUUUCUGAAGGCAGAAAAGCAAAGAUUACGAGCAGAGAAAAAACAACGAAAAGCAGAGGUCCGAGAGCUGAAAAAGCAGCUAAAACUGCACAGGAAAAUUCAUCUGUGGAACUCUGUCCAUGUAUUGGAAACUAGUGGCUCGCCUCCUCUGAAAUCUGAGAGUCUCCAACCUAAUACCUUCCCUCCCAGGAGUCCCUGUCAACCCUUCCAAGCAAUUGUCCCUACACUAAGUGCGGUAUUUGUGGAUGAGAAUUUGCCAGAUGGGACCCAUUUGCAACCAGGAACCAAGUUCAUCAAGCACUGGCGAAUGAAAAAUACUGGCAGUGUGGAAUGGAGCUCAGACACAAAGCUGAAACUUAUGUGGGGAAAUCUGACCUUGGCAUCCUCUGAAAAAAAAGAUGUGGUAGUACCAUCGCUUCCAUCAGGACAAGUAGGAACCGUUUCGGUUGAGUUUGUAGCUCCUAAUAUAGAAGGAACUUACACCUCUCACUGGAGGCUGUCGCACAGAGGGGAACAGUUUGGGCCCAGGAUCUGGUGCAGUAUUGUUGUGGAUCCCUCCCCAGCGGCUGACUCUCUAGAAAGCAAUUGGAAGGAUUCUGAUUCCUGUCAGAAGGUUAAAGCUUCCAGCACCGAACAGCAUCCUUCCUCAAAGACGGAAGCAGGUGCUCAACUGAUGGGUGAAAUCAUGCAGCAGACUGAAAUACCUCUGCCAGCUAUUCCUUUAAAGAUGAAAAAUCUACCUACUGAGAGAGAGUUUUAUAUCCCGUCUGUUGAUCUCCUCACUGCACAGGACUUGCUGUCCUUUGAGCUGUUGGACAUCAAUAUUGUGCAGGAAUUGGAGCGGGUGCCACACAAUACUCCUGUCGACAUGACUCCAUGCAUGUCCCCUUUGCCACACGACAGCCCCUUGUUGGAAAAACCUGGCUUAGGUCAGAUAGAGGAGGAGAACGAGGGGAGUGGAUUUAAACCAGUGCCUGGAAUGACGGCCUGUUUUCCUGCAGAUUCUUGCACAGUGAAAGCGAAAGCAGAACAUCCAGAGGAAGGGGAGGAAGAUAUGAGUGGAACUCAGUUUGUCUGUGAAACUGUUAUUCGCUCUCUAACCCUGGAUGCUGCACCUGACCAUAAGCCCCCACAAAAAAAGCAAAUCCUCCGCAACUCUUCACAAACAUUACAAGACACCUUUGGUUGCAGUAUGAUAAAUGAAGAAUCUUCUAGGAUAAAAACUAAAUCCUCUUCCAAAAAGGAAGCAAAGAUACACCAGCCAGAGGCAAUGACAGAAAAUGAGUUGGGGGACCUUCUGCUGUCUGAGAGAGCAAAUGCCUGUAGUGACACUGGCAAUUCUGAUGAAGAGGAAGAUGAUGAUAAAGAUGAUGUUCAAAGCCAAGGCUCCUCUGCUUCAUCAGAGGAUUAUAUCAUUGUUCUUCCUGAGUGCUUUGACACCAGUCGUCCUUUAGGGGAGUCCAUGUAUAGUUCGGCUCUUUCUCAGCCCAGUUUGGAAAAGACAGGAGAACCUGAAACAGGAGCAGAGAAUCCAGGAGGAGGAAGCCAGCCACAGAUCCACAGCUCUGGUGAUAUUUUGACAAUUUCAGAAGCACUGCCUGUAGUGCCAUUAAUCCCAGAGACGACUGACACCUCACCCCUGGCAGAAAGGAAUCUUGCAUCUCUUCCUACCUUCCAAGAACCAAGCGUGUCAGCUUCAGAGAGUAUCUCUUCUCCUCAUAAUCAAAUAAGAGAAGAACCCAGUGGUGAAGACAAUCAUGGACCAGGAGCUUCUGGAGUUCUAAUGAGUAAACAGAAGUGCUCAGAAUACCCAAGAUACCCUCAAGGAAGCAGCAUUGCCGGAGAAAUAGUUAAAGGAGCUUUGUCAGUUGCUGCUUCCGCCUACAAAGCGUUAUUUGCUGGACCACCUAUUAUGGAACAGCAGCCUGCAGCUACAGAAGAGCACACUGCCGUUCUUCUGUCCAGUCUGUGUGAAAUGGGCUUCUGUGACAGGCAGCUGAACCUGCAACUGCUGAAGAAACACAACAACAACAUGGUUCAAGUGAUAACAGAAUUGCUUCAGAUCAAUAACAGUGACUGGUACAGCAGUAGAUGUUGAACCUUCCUGGUGGAGGGAAGAAUCCUCUGAGUAAACUCUCAUUAAACACUACAACAGCAGCGGGCUGCUCCUCGGCUGCUUUCUCUUUGGAGGUGUGACUGAACCUUUGGCUUUUCUUUGAGCUUUCAGCUUUUCUCUCAUGGAAACGUCAAACAGUGCUUGUCACAGCAUCUCAUGAAUUGGAGACCAGGAUUUCAACUGUUGUUUGGACCCCGGUAGUUACAGGAGUAGUCUUUAAGUCUGGAAUUUCACACUGAAUCCUUUUUGUCAGGAAUCUCAUAGAAAUACUUUGAAUUUCCCCUUUUAUUGUGUAAGAAUUUUUUCUUUAGGCAGCUGGAAACUUGUUUUGUUAACUUUUAACAAGCUUUGGGAUAGAAACAGUGUAAAAUUCUGCUGUAAAAUGUAGUCCUGCUUAAUUUACAAGAGAUGCCCACAGCCAGCAAGCUGUUCCUUCUGAUAUGGUUUAGUAAUUGAUUUGUCCAGUGUAUGUAACAGACUUUCAACCUUGUGGGUGAUUCUUAGAGGACAAAGGUUGCUCAUCCAUGAAAGCCAUCUUCAGCCAUCAAACAACUUCUGAAAAGUCUGUAAGUGUAACACACUCUUAAACUGAUGAAUACCAGGAAAGUGUUUAUUGUAGAGAGCGAAUGUACCAGCAGCAUCCGAACAGGCUCUAGCAGCAAUAGUGCACAAUGUAGCUCUACCAGGAAAUUGGAGCCAGCAAAGUAUCCUGUUAAACAUGGAGAAAAAGGGUAGGAAAGACCUUUCUGAGAAUCUUUACGGGCACCUUGUAAAAAUGUUGAAAAGUUGAAACGCUUAACUUUUUUCAGCAUAGUGCAAACCUCUUCUUCUCUUAACACCACAUAGAAGAACUGAAGAUUAUGUAGAAAACUAGACCUGACUUGGAGUCCAAAUUCUGGCAGUGUUUAGGAGUGGGAAGAGUGCUUGAGGUAGGGAUGUGUGAUUUACAUUCUAGUUUGAAAAAUGCAUUAACUUUAAGCAGUUUUAAAUGUAUGUUCUCCUGUGGUAGUUCUAGCUGCUCCUGUGUUUCAUAGACACAGCCCUAGGAUUCCUUUUUCUCACAAGAUUCUGCUUUAGAUGCCCAUAUUUGAUUUGGAAAUUGUAAGAAUUCCCUUCUAGGUGUGCUGAGAGAGAUUGGAUUUUGAAGACUCCUGAGAAACCAGCACCCUACACUGCUGUGCAGUGACUUAUCCAUAGGUGACUUUCAGAGUCCUGACGUGACAGCAGUGUUGGCUCCAUUUUUUCUUUCUUUCAAGCAAACUCUUACUGCAGCAAGGAAGAGAGACCAUUGAUCCUAAAAUGUUUAAUUACUGCUGCUUCAAACGGAGGUGUUCCUGCUCUGCCACAGCAUUGCUGAGGCAGUACCAGUGCUGUGACUGGCCAGGGAACAGCAGUGAUUCUUUUUCUUUCUUUUAAGACGCAAUACCCUUAGAGAUUAGAGAUAAGAUACCAUUAAAAUAAUUGAAGAAGAAAUGUAUCAUACCACUUGUGUUCUAAACCUAUUUUUAUAGAUUGUGGAAGAUAUACUCUUAAAUGUUUAUUUUGAAAUAACAGUGGAACUGUUUUGCAGUGUUCCCUGGCUCUGUACGCCAGUACAGUGCUCUGCUGUGGACCAGAGAAAGACCUUGCUGUAACUUGCAGCUUCUAUGUUUUCCCCUUUAACUUCCGUGUGCUGUUCUGAGUACCUUUGGGAUCUGCUUGCUCCAGGAGGAGGGAAGGACAAGGAUGAAGCACAGGAGCCAGUGCAAUUUCUGAGCUGGUAUAGCUAUUGGCUUGGAGAGGGAACACCCAGCAGGACACGAGUGCUUUCUGUGUUUACUUUGGUUCUGGGAAUGCUGAUGUGUUCUGUAAAUGAACAAAACACUAACAGUUUGAGGAGGAGCGCUGCGUUUCCAUGUGAAAGGCUGUUUUCUGCAGGUUACUCCACCGGGGUUUGGGUACAGUGCGCUCUGGCUGCAGACAGAACCGUUCCUGUUGGCUCUGUAUAUUUUGUUCAUGCAUGGUAUAAUUUAUAAUAUAUUCUAUAGUGC
This is a messenger RNA of Cuculus canorus (common cuckoo), 5096 nucleotides long. RefSeq names its product NBR1 autophagy cargo receptor (gene NBR1). Gene Ontology annotation, biological process: macroautophagy. The coding region runs from base 46 to 3048 and encodes 1000 amino acids. The record is from RefSeq and is a predicted model, not a curated record. Gene Ontology annotation, molecular function: ubiquitin binding; zinc ion binding. Gene Ontology annotation, cellular component: phagophore assembly site. NCBI's taxonomy places the organism in Eukaryota, Metazoa, Chordata, Aves, Cuculiformes, Cuculidae. The transcript is spliced from 21 exons.